AUGGAGCCGGCGAGCUUUGAAACUGGAGACCCGUCUUCAUCGCCAGCCCAAGAUGGGGCAAAACCCGCCACUGCUACUCCAGACCGCAACAGCGUGGGCAGCGUGGUCCCACCCUACUGGCAAUCCCACCAGCGCAAUGCCUCGUACAUAAGCAACUAUUCUGCUGACAACGGCCGCCCCACUCCCAUCGGCCUCGAGGACCAUACCGACGAGGGUUCAGACCACUGCAAAGUCCUCUGGGCCAAGCGUGUCACGAUAGAUGAUUACGUUGUUAUCAGCGGCACGGCACCCGCAUUUGGGGCUUACGUCGUCUUCAACUGCACCGUCGAGACAUUGGAUGGUGGUCCCAUGAAGAUACGAAAGAGAUACUCGGAGUUUGAGGAUCUGCACACAAAGCUGCUCCAGACCUUCCCUCAUGCCGCGGGUUCCAUGCCGCAGUUCCCACCCAAAUCCGUAAUAUCCCGAUUUAGGCCCCGUUUUCUGGAAAAGCGGAAACAAGGGCUCUCGUACUUUCUCAAUUGCGUUUUACUCAACCCGGAGUUUGCUGGAUCGCCAGUCUUGAAGGACUUUCUUUUCUCGUGA
Molecule: messenger RNA, 582 nt
Organism: Alternaria atra
Lineage: Eukaryota; Fungi; Ascomycota; Dothideomycetes; Pleosporales; Pleosporaceae
Exons: 5
Coding region: 1-582 (193 amino acids)
Cellular component (GO): endosome
Molecular function (GO): phosphatidylinositol-3-phosphate binding
Source: RefSeq, a predicted model, not a curated record